Chelonoidis abingdonii (Abingdon island giant tortoise) is the source of this 5094-nucleotide messenger RNA. Lineage: Eukaryota; Metazoa; Chordata; Testudines; Testudinidae. The record is from RefSeq and is a predicted model, not a curated record.
CCUGCUGGGGUUGCCAAGGGGAAGCGGCGGCGUCCCGCGUUGCUAAGGUGCCCGCCAGGCCAGGCGCCGAGCGCUUCUCCCGGUUGGGCCGCGGGCCUCCCUCCCUUCGCCGCCACGACCGGCCAGAGCAGAGCCUGGUCCCCUAUGGAAACUCCCAUCUCGCCGCCAGGCUGUAUUGAAUUUUAGACACUGCAGAAAGAAACGAUUGGAGAAUGCUGAGGUCUGUCAAAAAAACAUUACCUAGAAAUGAACAAGCAGAUGAGACAACCUACUUAGCAAAUUUAGCAGUACAGAGAAAUGCCAGUGCCUUCUUUGACAAAUUUGACCGAAGUGAAUUACAGGAAUUACUUACCACUACCUCUUGUAGCUGGCUGGCUUCUAAAGAUGACCUACGCCAGCCAUUAGAACUUCCCAGUGGACUGAUGGGUCAGCUAAAAAACAUAAGUUUCCCAAAUGCAAUUUUCCUAGCACCAGUGGUGCCAGAUGUGCCUUUGGACUGUAAAGAAGUUCAUCAGAUUGUGAGAGAAUUGGCUGUAGGAAUUUACUGUUUAAACCAAAUUCCUUCCAUCAGCUUAGAUUACAAUUACGAUCACAGCACAUCUUGUCAGCUUCCUCCAGCUUACAUUGACACCAGAAUUGGACAAAUCUUGAUCAGUGUUGACUACAUGUUAAAAGCACUGUGGCAUGGUGUGUAUAUGCCCAAAGAGAAGCGUGUCCGGUUCUCUGAAUUGUGGCGUUCCAAUAUGGAUAUUGAUAUGGAUGGGAAUCCGCAAACAGAAAAAAAUAUUUUUUUAGAGUUUUGUUCAGCAGGUCUAGUUGAUCUUUCCAAUGAACCAGAUUUUGAGGGAAUCUAUGAUGAAAACAUGAAUGAAGAUCCAACUUAUGACCCUAACAGUGCACAAGAAAAAAAUCUCUUUAUGCAGUAUGCAGACAACAUACUAUUUAAGUUGACAUUUGGUACUAUACAAGUUCAGCAGCAUGAAAAUGUGUGUAAAUUUGAUGCAGCAUAUGUGCUUUCUAAUGUGAUAAGAUUGACUGAGGAUCACCUUGACACAGUAACAUACCAAAGGUUGCAGCAGAGGCUAAUUCUUCAGCAAAAACUCGUGAAGAAGCACUUAGAGAAAAAAGCAGAAAUCCGUAAGAAUAUUGAAUAUCUAAAAAUAGUGAGCUUUCUGAUUCCAUUUUUACUUGGCUUAAAAAGAAAGAUGAAAAUUCCAAAUUUAAAUCAGCUUCUUCAACCAUAUUCAGAUGAUAAAGUUAAGACUGAACGAGAAUUGCCUCCAUUUGUGUUUGGGCCAGAUUUUAAAUGCCAACAUUUUCAUUACAUAAAGAAUGAGUAUUUUCAUGUCCAUGGAGGAAUUGAAUUUGAUGUUGGUACACCUUCUCUUGAGGAUGUUUCAGAAAAGAUAAAGGUUUUGGCCAUCUUUGAUGACAUACAGAUUUGUGCAUCAAACCAUGUAGCCCAGCUGUUAGACCCGGAUAUACCAUACAGAGAACAUUACUCCAUACCAACCAUGGAAUUUGAUGGAAAGAACUACUAUGUGAUCUCCAUUGAAUUGGAAACUUUUUAUCAGCAGCUAUAUAAGACCCCAUGGUGGGGAGCCAUAAAUGAAAUAAUAAGCACUCUCAAGCCUAAAAGGCUUCCAUUAACUGAUAUCCAGUCACUGGAGCAAUUCAAGAAAAGAUUUGGUUAUAAGAAAGCUAUUAAAUGCAAGAGUUUACCUUAUGGUAUGAAGUCUGCUGCUGAGAGAGGACUAUCUGCGAUCUUCCAUACUUUUUGUCGUAAAACAUCUACUUCCAGUCUCAGUGUUGUAGAUGAAUAUGGUUAUGCUCUUCUCCAUCAUGCUUCCAUACACAACCGUGUGCCAAUUAUCUGUCAGCUGAUUAAAUCUCAUUUGAAUAUCAAUCAGAGGCGCAAUAUUCACUUUAACCCGGGAAGACGUUCACAGAAGAGUGAGACUAGGGGGGACAGAGCUGGAAAACCAAAUUUGCAAGAAAAGGAGACCUCUGGGGAAAGAACUGCUUUAGGCCCUACUGCUUUACACUUGGCAGCUCAGUGUGGAUCCAUUGAAGCACUUACUUGUCUUCUGGCCUUUAAGGCAGAUUAUAAAUUAACGGAUGAUCGAGGAUGGAUGGCUAUACAUUUUGCUGCAUUUUAUGACAACAUUUCCUGUAUCACGGUUCUCUAUAGAAAAGACCCAGAUCUACUAGAGGCUAAAACAACAGCUGAAUACCAUUCUACUCCACUAUUGCUUGCAGCCACAUCUGGAGCAUUAGACACUCUUCAAUAUUUGUUUUCUCUUGGUGCCAACUGGAAGAAAACUGACAGUGAAGGAAACAAUAUAAUUCAUUUAGCAGUGCUGUACUUUCACACAGAAAUUCUCAAGCAUCUAAUACAGCUAGACAAUCCAGAUCUUCCAGUUUGGAAUACUCUUGUAGAGAUGUUACAGUGUGAAGAUUCUAUGAGGCCAGAAAUGGCAGUUAGAUCCUUGGAAGUUCUCUGUUUAGCAAAAGAUUUCUACUGGAAAUGCAUAUUGGAUUCAGGUGCUAUCCCCUCUCUAAUCAAUCUGUUGAAAGGCCACCAGAUCAAGCUGGCAUGUAUAACAUCAGGGGUGUUGAGUAACAUUUCACCGCACAUCACCAUUUCUAAAGCUUUAGUAGAAGCAGGAGGCAUUUCAGUAUUAAUUGAAUUGUUGGGUUCCGGUGAACCUGAACUGCAAUCUCGCUGUGCUGUUAUCCUAUACGAUAUUGCCCAGUUCGACAAUAAUCAAAAUGUCAUUACCGAACUGGGUGGAAUCCCUCCUUUGAUAAAUCUUUUGAAAAUUAGAUUACAGGAUUUGUUAGUUAAUGUAAUAAAUUGUAUCCGGGUUUUAUGCAUCCAGAACAAACAGAAUCAAAUCACAGUGAAGGAACAUCAGGGUAUUCCAGCACUUGUUGAGUUUCUAACUUCACAAUCAGAUGUGCUACAGGCUGUAUCUUCAGCAGCUCUUGCAGAACUUGCUCGGGGGAAUGAGACGAUGCAGGAUGCCAUUGCAGAUGCAGAUGCAAUUGGUCCUCUAGUUGAACUUCUCCGUGGAAGGAAAAUCACUGUGCAAGUGAAAGGUGCUAUGGCUAUAGAAGCACUAUCGGAUAACAACACUCAUAUACAGAGACUAUUUCUGGAAAAAUCAGCAACAAAAUAUCUUUUAAAGCUCUUGAAGGCGUUUCACUUAACAGUUAAGGAACAAGGUGCUACAACUUUGUGGGCACUGGCAGGACAAACACUGAAGCAGCAAAAGCUUAUGGCAGAACAGAUUGGGUACAACUUUAUUAUUGAUAUGCUUUUGUCACCAUCUGAUAAAAUGCAGUAUGUUGGAGGUGAAGCAGUCAUAGCUCUUAGCAAAGAUAGCAAACUUCAUCAAAAUCAAAUAUGUGAAGGAAAUGGAAUUGGUCCUUUGGUUCGAUUGUUGAGAAGCACAAAGAUAGCAGAGGGCACGCUCCUGAGUGUCAUCAGAGCUCUAGGGACCAUUUGUAUUGGUGUGGCUCAUACAAACAAUCCAAUCAGCCAGGAAAACAUAGUGGAUGAACAGGCCUUACCAGUACUGGUUCACCUGCUUAAAAAUCAUAAUUCUCUUCAGAUAAAGGUUGAAGUUGCAUAUUCUUUGGCUUGCAUUGUUUUAAGGAACAGUAAUUUACAGACUGUGUUACAAGAGGAGGAAGGUUUCAAUUAUAGUGAUGUUCUUGAACUUCUUAAUACACCUGAUAAGGAUAUUUGUUUACGAGCUGGAUAUGCUUUAGCCCUUUUUGCAUACAACAAUCCUGUCCAACAGUUCCUGAUAUUGGAGACCGGUGCAAUUAUGAUGUCUACAUUUGAACCUUUUCUACGAUCAGAAAUUGAGACAGAUAAAGCAAUGGCUGCAUUUCAGAUUGUUGUUUUAGCCAGAGUCAUAGUGGAUGUGGACCAAGUUACUUUGUCUGCAAGAGGUGUUACUAUUUUAGUUGAACUACUAAAUUCUGAAAAGACAGCUACUCUUGUUCUAACAGGGAAGUUAUUGGCUAGCCUGGCUCAUACAAGAGCAGGUGUUCCAGAAGCAAUUACUGAACUAGGAACUAUCAAACGUCUUUGUUAUCAUUUGUACUCAGAUAAAGAAGAGGUUCGUAUAGCCUCAGCUGGUGCUCUUGGAUACUUAACAUUUAACCGCACUGCUUAUCGCCAUCUAUUAGUGGAAUGCAGGAACAAACCCAAGCAAUUCACACGUCUAAUGAAUAACCUCAGCAGGGAUGCAAAAAUAAGCCAGGACUUUGUAAAAGAAUUCCAAAGGCAAAGACAAGUGGGGCUGCCUUCUUUAAGACUAACCUUUUCAUCUGAUGUCAGGCAUCUUAGUGCCACAACCAAAAGAAGUGAACUGGAGAGUGAUAUGGGUAAGCCACAAUCCUUUCUUGUAUUAAAAACUGAGAUUUUUUAAAUGUGUGUGUAUAUUUUGAGAUAUAAAUAGUAUGGCUGGGAUUAAAAAAAACAACAACACUCAUUACUGGCCUAAUUCUGCUCCCACUGAUGUCAAUGGGACUUUUGCCACCUUAUGCAUAUAUUUGUGGCGGUGGAGCUAUAAAGUGUGUAUCUGUAAGUUUUAGAUCUUAUUAGUGAGUGAUAGAACGGUAGUUGAAUCACACCGAUCUUUCUUUAAAAGUGGCCAUAAAACUCUGUAACACUCCUAAUGUCAUACUUUGAGAGAGCAGGAGAAAGCAAACCUUGUUUAAAACUUUAUUUUUUAUUGUAAAUCAGUUCCAUCUGGGAAGCUUUAAUGUAAUCUUUUGUGUAUGACUUAUAACCUAGUAGAUAAAGAUUGCUAAAUUGUCAUUUUCAAACAUUAAAAAAAGGGCAUCUAGUCAUAAGAUGUCCACAUUUAUUUUUAAUGUUGUUGAAUGCUGAUGGAUACAUGCUGAAUGGCUUCUGUGUUUGCUAGGGUCUUUGCAAUCAGUUAUCUAUAAGGCCCACUUUCUGUAUGUUGAUGCCAGCGUAAGACCUUUUCAGCAGAGGAACGUUAACAUCCUCUGAAGUGGUCUUGGGUCUCUUCUUUAUAUAUGUAUUUUAGAGUAUCAUGGACUCACAGUGCA